Linderina pennispora is the source of this 2019-nucleotide messenger RNA. RefSeq lists its product as uncharacterized. The transcript has 4 exons. Lineage: Eukaryota; Fungi; Kickxellomycota; Kickxellomycetes; Kickxellales; Kickxellaceae. The coding region runs from base 1 to 1974 and encodes 657 amino acids. The record is from RefSeq and is a predicted model, not a curated record.
AUGCCACCAUUUUUCAGUGUGUUGGCAGCUCUAGCUAUGGCUAGUGCCGCCGCGCUGGGCGACACAUCCCUUUCAAGAUUCCAUUGCAUCUACGCUGAUGGGUUGAGCAACCUGUACAUGGAGCAGAUUGGAUCCCGCAGCGUCCUGUUCAAAUGCAUCAUGGGCACCAAAUGUUACCAGAUUCCCAACAAGUACGCCGGAAUCCAGUGUGCAUACCCAGACGAUAAAGCCAUCCUCAGCCGGAGCUCCGUCAUAUCCGCCAUUGACGACAACACCAAUACCAGCACACAGCAUGAUGGCGACAGCAGCCCUGUGGGCACCGAUCAGCCAAGUGACUCCUACUCAUUGAGUCCCGCCUCAUCGCCGCCGCACCUGGUAUCGCUGCAAGUUGUGCUGCCUACAGUUACGAUUACAGUGACAGACGAUAGCUUGUCUGCAACAAUACUGACCAUUAGCUCGCUGAACCCGACAUGCUGCUGGGAACCAUCCACUACUGAAGAUACAAGAGCAUCCACAUGUACAACUGGUCCAUCAUCAACGCCUGCACCGACGCCAUCACCACUAUCUGCACCACCGCCGCAUGAUACUGCUGUGAUAGAAGUGGACCGUAUGGCCAUAUCAUCCAUGACCCCUGUGUCACUAGUAUCGGAGAGUGAGUCGUUCCUGGGCCCGCUAGGCGAUCGGCUAGCCAAGAUCCACCGCCUUACAGAUAUUCUCGAGUCGGUGCUGCCGCCAAAGAACAUAUUUGCGCCGCUGCUUUCCAGUAUUAUAUCCCGCGAGAGUGCUUCUCUGGAGUCGUUUGGAAUGAGUGAUUCGAUUGAUUACGAGCGCAUUCCCGUCAUCGAAACCAAGGUCAUUCAGAUCACCGCCCCCACUGCCAAAAAUGCACACCAGUCUUUCGACUUUCCAGCCGAUACUAUGCCUCCGUUAGCUCGGAUGGUCGUUGGUUCUCCAAGGUCGGCAGCAUCGCGAUCAUUGCCUCCAGCGGCACAUUCGUCUGCACCUCCAGCGGCUUCAGCAAAGAAGAAUCCCACUCUAUCUGACCUGACACAGCUACCGACAAAACCGCCUGCACCAUUACCACCACUAUCACUGCCGCCACCUCCAUCUUCGCUGGCAACUGCUCAGCCAGAAUCGUCAGCUCCUCGCCCAUCGCCAUCGCCCACACCAGCACCACCACAUCCACAAAAUCAAUCACUAUCGUCCUCUCCGACGUCAGCACCAGCACCAGCACAAGCACCAUUACCAGCAUCAGAACCAUUACCAGCACCCAGCACCAGCAUCCAGUAUCCAGCACCAGAAACAUCUCCUGCUAUAUUAACGCAGCUGUCAUCGCCGGAUCCAACAUCUCCCCAGACAUUGUCUGACUCAUCGUCACAGCAGUUGUCUUCUGACCUCCCACAGACAGUGUCACCUACGGAUAUAUUCGCCCCGCCGUUCACUAAUAACAGUAGUGGAAAGCCAACGAGUGAUCCAGCUGAGUCACCUGGCAGGUUCUCUGUCUCUAACAACUACCCUAUCAACGUGAGCAACAUCGCCAGCGCCAUUGCAAACAUCCUUAAAGGUCAGCCUGCUUUAUUCGCAGCUUCCCACAAGGAGAACUCGGAGAGAGAUGUCGACGCUGACGACUCGGAGAAGGAGGACAAUGACGGUGGUGUCAACCGCGGUAGACGCAGCAAAAACACAAGCAACGACUCCGAGCCUGAUGAGGAUGCUGACGACGACGACGACGACGACGACAACGACAACAACGACAAUGACACAACGAGACAAGACGACAAAGACAAGACGACAACAAUGGACGACAAUGACGACUAUGAGAAGGACAUUGAAAUGCCUGUCGCUGAUCUUCCUGUGCAUAGACAUGUCAACCAGAAAGAGGAGCCGAUCAACGAGGCUCCCUCCAAGUCUGUGUCAUCAAGCGCGCACAGCAGAAAGCCCAUCCGCAUAGACGAUCCUGACAUCCCAGACUAGCGCUGAUAUUGUUUUCUAUGUUUCUAAAGUGCCAAUAUGUCCGAU